AUGCCCACAUUAUGGAUCGUUGCUGUACUCUACGGUUGCAGUUUCACGGUGCACUGUUUGAAACUAUCCUUCGAAAGCUUUGAGCAGACUUUUGGAGAGGAUGCGAUGUGGUGCGAUGCACGGGUACGCAAGUUUAACCGAACGACGAGUGUUUUGAACGGCACGUUCCACAUUUUUCAUGACACCAGCAACGAUGUGCAGUAUCAACUGGAUAUGUACUACAGCCGGCUUGGCAAUCAACAGUAUAAUCUGUUGCCGAUGAAAUUACCGUCGGAGGGAAUAUGUGACUUUGUGAAUAAUCUCCACACCUACUAUCCGGCCAUGACGGAGCUGUUUACAAAUUUCCCGCCCAAAUUUGAGUGCCCUAUUAGCACGCGGGAAAUACACGUUUUUGAUAGAGAAUUUCCAACCGAGAUAUGGCCAAUAGUGAUGCGAAAGGUGGGUCUGUGGAAGCUAGAUAUACGCGGUGUGUUAAGAAACGAACCCCAUGUUGCAUUCAACUUUGCGCUGAAAGCUUCCAAUGACUGA
Anopheles maculipalpis is the source of this 528-nucleotide messenger RNA. RefSeq lists its product as uncharacterized. Lineage: Eukaryota; Metazoa; Arthropoda; Insecta; Diptera; Culicidae. Bases 1 to 528 code for a protein of 175 amino acids. The record is from RefSeq and is a predicted model, not a curated record. The transcript has 2 exons.